AUGGGGUUUGUGCAGUUUUUGAAGACUCGGUCUGGGUUUCGGGUCGACAAUAGCAAGACUACGUCUGCCGCAAACCUGACUUUACGUCAGAGUAUAUGGCCUUUGAUGCUUGUCACUAUACUCUUCUUUUUGUGGGGUUUUGCAUAUGGGCUGCUUGAUACUCUUAAUAAGCAUUUCCAGAUUACACUCAACAUCACAAAGACAAGAAGUUCAGGGUUGCAAGCCGCAUAUUUUGGUGCCUACCCUCUCGCUUCCUUAGGCUAUGCGAACUGGCUUCUUCGACAUUAUGGGUAUAAAACUGUUUUCAUCUUCGGACUGGUCCUUUAUGGCAUUGGAGCGCUCUGCAUGUGGCCUGCCGGUCUGAAUCAGUCAUUUGGAGGUUUUUGCGCAGCUACAUUUGUCAUCGGUUCAGGGUUGGGAUCGCUUGAGACGGCAGCCAACCCGUAUCUCGCAGUUUGUGGUCCACCAAAGUACGCCGAAAUCCGAAUCAAUUUAGCCCAGGCUUUCAACGGGAUCGGGACUGUUGUUGCGCCAGCACUGGCUUCGUACGUUUUCUUUACCGACACCGCGGAUAAUGUCAAUGCUUUGAAGCGCGUGCAAUGGGUAUACCUUGCUAUCGGUAUAUUCGUCUUUGUUCUGGCCGGGGUCUUCUUCAUGUCGACCAUACCCGAAGUUACGGAUGAAGAUAUGGCAUACCAGGUGUCUACUACGCAUGUCAGCGAGCAAGAGAAGCCAUUCUGGAAGCAAUAUAAGCUAUUCCAUGCUACGCUUGCCCAGUUUACUUACACUGGCUCUCAAGUUGCCAUUGCGUCUUACUUUAUCAAUUAUGCUACUGAAACCUGGCCCGGCACAAGCAGCUCUACAGGCUCAAAAUAUCUCGCCGGAGCACAAGCAGCGUUCACCGUCGGCCGGUUCCUCGGCGCCUUCAUGAUGAAAUUCUUCAGAGGACGCUGGGUUUUCCUCGUCUAUCUCUCAGGCGUAGUCGCUUUCUGUGCCGCUUCAACUACACAGAGAAAUGAAACCGGAGUGGCAAUGCUCUUCCUAACCCUCUUCUUCGAAUCCGUCUGUUUCCCUACCAUUGUUGCCCUCGGCAUCCGCGGUCUAGGCCGCCACUACAAACGUGGCUCGGGCUUCAUCGUCGGCGGCGUCAGCGGCGGCGCCGCAAUCCCUGCGCUCCUAGCCCACGUCGCCGAUAUACGCAACAACACUGGAUUCGCAUUCAUCGUACCGACCAUGUUCAUGGUUAUUGCGUGGACGUAUGCGCUUGCGGUGAACUUUGUCCCUGCGUAUAGGGAUACGGUGGACAAGGUUGGGGAGAGUGAUAUUGGGUUGCGGUCUGAUGGGGAUGCGGAUGGAGUUAAAGAUGUCGAGGCUAUGGGUGAUUCUGAAAAGGCAGAGGUUGUUCAUGUUCGGUGA
Aspergillus puulaauensis is the source of this 1416-nucleotide messenger RNA. RefSeq names its product putative l-fucose permease. The transcript is spliced from 6 exons. Gene Ontology annotation, molecular function: transmembrane transporter activity. Gene Ontology annotation, biological process: transmembrane transport. Bases 1 to 1416 code for a protein of 471 amino acids. NCBI's taxonomy places the organism in Eukaryota, Fungi, Ascomycota, Eurotiomycetes, Eurotiales, Aspergillaceae. The record is from RefSeq and is a predicted model, not a curated record.